Molecule: messenger RNA, 1224 nt
Organism: Fusarium pseudograminearum CS3096
Lineage: Eukaryota; Fungi; Ascomycota; Sordariomycetes; Hypocreales; Nectriaceae
Exons: 1
Coding region: 1-1224 (407 amino acids)
Molecular function (GO): hydrolase activity, acting on carbon-nitrogen (but not peptide) bonds
Source: RefSeq, a predicted model, not a curated record
AUGCCGGAAGCUUCAACUAUCCCAAAGUUCGUUGUCGAUCUUUCUUUGCCGCCAGAAGUUCGUUACAACCAUAUCGUUCCUCAAUUCCAACAAUCUAUCGACUCAUGUAACCUACGUUCGCUCUAUUCCAUGUUACUCACGGAUCUGGCAGGUGGGUCGAUCGGAAAUCGCCUUGCCAGUUUAUCACGAUAUAUUCUACGUUGCGUCCACUCCAAUGAAGAGACGGCUGAGCUGAGAGGCCUUUCAAAGGCCAUGGAUAUGCCCAUGCACAUUCUUGUCGCCUUUAACGUUCUGCUAGAUCUAUUGCUGGGAUGCACAAGCGGGGGAGUUCGUACUUUCGAUACGCCAAUUUCAAAAGGGAAAACUCGAAUGCUACAUUUUCGUACCCUCGAUUGGGGAAUGGAAGGGCUACGGCACAUUAUCGUUGAGCUCGACUUUGUUCGUCAUGCUGGAGGACCUGUUGUCGCAACCACCAUUACUUAUCUUGGUUAUGUUGGGGUACUUACUGGUGUCAGAAGAGGGUUGAGUAUGAGCCUCAAUUUUCGACCCUGCCAUGCAAGUGAUACUAUCCUGCAAAGGUUGUCGUUUAGAUGGAAUCAAGCCAUGGUGGUUCUUGGCCAAAGACAAUCUAUAUCAAGCGCCUUGAGAGAUAUCCUACUGGAUGAAUCUGCAGAAGCAGAUGUCAAGGCAGAAUCGACCAGAGACUCUACGGAUACUGCAGAACAAGGUGUCUCGGACCAGUACGUACAAAAGGUCUUGGAGCGACUAUCAACCUCUGAAUCAAGCGCGGCAUACCUCAUCCUCUGCCAACCAGAACGCGUAUUCCUAGUAGAGAAGGACCACAAAACAGCCACCAUACGCGAAUCAGACACGUUUCUGACUGUUUGCAAUCAUGACCUCAAACAUGAAGAUGACCCCUCGCUUCUUCGUCAGGCUGCCGCCGAGUUGGAAGAGGCAGACAACGCACUCGGCAUGGCGGAGCUAGUCAGUCUAUCUGUGGAUAGAAAGAGGCACCUUGAAGGAUUAUGGAGGGAGGGAACUUCUUCAUGUCAACGGAGGUACAAGCACCAAAGGGACGUCGUCACUCACCGGGAUGUGAUCAGGUUUCUGGAGGAUGAUGAGAUCAGGAAUGAGGAAACACACUACGCAGUCAUAAUGAAUCCAAAGGACGGAAAGGUCAUCUGGAGAAAGAAAUACGAGGCGGGGGAGUCAAGUGAGGAAUGA